Molecule: messenger RNA, 1936 nt
Organism: Cladocopium goreaui
Lineage: Eukaryota; Dinophyceae; Suessiales; Symbiodiniaceae
Source: the annotation of a GenBank genome assembly
AGGAUCCUUCAGGCCUUUUGUGAUGCGUCUUGUUUCGGAGGUCAGUGAUGGUCGGCAUGUUUCACUGCGUCGUCCGCAGCACAUUGAAUUCAAAAUUCUCAAGAAGCCGUAGAGGCAGAGAGAUUCAAUUCAUGACCGGCAUGAACGGAGUGAACGAAGCACCCUCUAUGAGCCCAAGUCAGCAAAAGGCGAAGGAUGAGCUGAUGGGUGCCAUCAAGACCAAAGCAGCUCCGCUUGUGGAACUCCGAUCACCACCUGCUCUAGGCCGAGGAUACGGUGUGACAUUUGUUCUGAAAGCUGCCGCUGAUCAACUCGGAGUUCCUCUCCUGGGUGUUGCAACUGCACUUGAACAUCAUGAACAAAUGGAAGGACAAGCUUUGAAAGCUUUGUAUUCAGCAGCUGUCGCUUCUCUAGAGAAGUACGGUGUCGCAGUCAUUGAUGACUUGGAUUUGGCUUGCGCUCCACGCUCUGUGCGGCGUUCGCGAACGCUCAUUGGAGACAUCAAGGGUUCGGGUGACCUCUUCAACUGGGAAGUUGCGCCCACACCAGCCAGGCUGCUGAAGGCAUUGAGCGAUGCAGCAAUCUCAGCUGGUGGGGUCAUUGCGUUUUCAUCAGUAGAAGAUGCUCAUCUUGCCUUCAUCAAGGCUCCUCUGACUGUCACCCUGGGGGAGUCCAAUGCCGAAGACUAUGCGACGGUUCUCAUGGCGAUGGCAGCGCAAGUGGAUGCUGAAGCGAUUUAUGCUCUGCAUUCCCAGUUGUCUCCAGCAGAUCUCAAAGCCAGCGUAGCUCGAGUACUUUCCAAGGGUGAAAUCUCAACUGAGGCCUUGGUGGCAUCGAUUCGUGACGAAUUGGUCUCGGUCUCUGCAGUAGCUCCUGAGGAGGUGGAGCCAGUGGACUUGGCAGACUUCCCUGGACUUGAAGGCAUCAAAGAGGAGUUGGAGCGCAAUGUCUUGUUUCCCUUGGAAAAUCCAGACCAGGCCAAGAAGUUUGGCCUCACACCUAAGAGAGGGGUGCUGCUUCAUGGACAGCCCGGGACGGGAAAGACAACUGUGGGGCGCUGGCUGGCGAACCGCCUGAAGGGAAAAUUCUUCCUCGUCCGCGAAAUGAUGCUGCAGGCCGACAUCAUCAAGGUCUUUGCUGCAGCACAGGCAGCUGCUCCAGCAGUGGUCUUCAUCGACGAUGCUGACAUUGUAAUUGGCGGCUGGCGUCCCAUGGACGGGCACCGUGGCUCCGAUGUCUUCCGCUUCCUGUUGGGCCGCAUGGAUGGCUUGACCUCUCGUGGGAAACGGCAACGAGAAAAUGGUGAUGUGGUGGUGAUCUUGACGGGGCAGAACGUCUACUGGAUGGCAGACAUGCUGCUCCGAAGUGGCCGCAUCGAGCUGUGGCUGAAGACCAAGUUGCCCGAGCCUAGGCAAAAGCGAGAGAUCCUUCGAAAAUACAUCAAAGAAGAUCCUGGAGCACUUGAACUUUUGGGCAAAGAUGGUGAAGUACCAGAUGUGAAGGCUGCAGCACAAACCAGCGACAGCUUUUGCUGUGCGGAUUUACGGCGAGUUGUCAGUGAUGCCAAAAUGCUUGCUGCAUGGGAUCGCUCCACGGGAAAGGCAAAAGUGUUGGAAGGUUCAGCGUACCUGGAGAAGGCUGCUGAAGGUGUUCGCCGCAUGCAAGAUGAAGUCCACUCCAAUGCCAGAAAUCUCUAUGGCUAGGAGAUAUCUUGCUGAGCCAAGAACAAGAUAGAAUGUGAUCUUGUGUGUGUAGACGGGCUGGGGUGCAGUUGCCAGGAGCAGAUUGUUGAUACAAUUUUUCACGCUCAAUGCAACUGCUGCACAGCAGCCACUCUUCAAGAUGAAUGAUGGAACUGUCUGUAUUUCAUUGCACAGCUUUGUUCAGAAGCCACCAGCCAUGCCUAACAGAAGGUAUGCUGGUGAGGAAAGUGAGG